UUAAUAUGAAGCGCCAUCUACUGGGCCUAACAAGUUAUCCUGGAGAUAUCACGACGGUACAAAAAUCCACUCAAGCAAAGGAGACUUCCUGAAGUUUAAAAAAUGUCGGGUAUCGACAAAGUGCUAGCAUUGAUUGUACAGAACAAAAUUGCAGCUAUACGGUUUGAGCUGGUUGACAUCCAUGGCAUUGGGCACAGCAGGCUAAUCACAUCGAGGCACUUCAAAGACAAAGCUGUUCAUGGCUCCAGUUUUGAUCUCCUGGCCCUGAUCUUAGACCCCAAAGGGAACAAGUUCUCUGAUAGUGGCAUAUGCACUGAAGAUGUCGAUGCCAUUGCUUAUCCAGUCUACGAAACAUUCCAGAACUUGGUUUGGUGUCAGAGUACUGCCAGGAUCCUUGUAGAACCUACCAUCAAAGGAGAAUACAUUCCGCAGUAUCCAAGAAACAAUGCAAGAAGGCUGCUGGACCGACUGGGAGAACAAGGGGUGUCUCUCUUCUCUUCAUUUGUGCAUGAGUUCUAUCUAGUGGAUGAGAAGACGGGGGAGCCAGCAGAGAAGAGCAACAACUAUGGAGCCACAAGUAGACUUUGUAAGCUUGAGUCAUUCAUCAAUCUUUUAUUGGCAUGUUUGCCAAGAGUUGGUGUUGAUGUAGAGAGUAUUGAAACAUUGAAUGCUCCUGGCCAAAUCAGAGUCACCUACAAGUCGGCCUUUGGUGUUGGUUCAGCAGACAACGCCUAUACCUUCAAGUCAACCGUGAAGGAAUUAGCCAGCAGGAAUGACUUUGUUGCAACCUUCAUGACAAAGCCUUGGCCAGAACACAGAGGCAGCACGUCAUACUUGUGUCACUCGCUCUGGAGUCUGCAAGAACAUAAAUGCAUUGUCUUUGACUCGACAGGAGAAAAUGGUUUGUCAAGCAAGUGUCAGAAAUGGAUUGCCGGCAUCCUAUCCCAUUCCCAGGCUAUAACAGCGCUAAUGGCUCCAACGGUCAACUGCUAUAGUCGCUUCGAGACAGCGCCAACAUCCCUUGCCCCAAAUAAUUGUUCCUGGGGAAUCAGUAACCGCACAUGUGCUAUUCGUGUGAAGAUAGAUGGUUCAAAGCGAACCAUCAUUGAAAAUCGCAUACCCUCUGGUGCAAGUAAUCCUUAUGUGGUACUGGCAGCAACAGUUGCAGCUGGUCUAGAUGGGCUUCAUACUGACAUGCCUCUCAGAGCACCUACAGAAGGGAGUGCCUAUGAUCAAGGAUAUGACUUGCCAGAGCUUCCCCUAUCUUUAGAGCAAGCUAUGGAGGUCUUAGAGACAGAUGAAGUGAUUGUUGAUGCACUGGGUAGAGACUUCAUUAAAUAUUUCAUUGCUGCAAAGAGGCAUGAAUGCAGUGAGGCACUUCGGGCCAAGAAAGUUGCAACAGUUGAUUGUGAAACCUGGGAGCAUAGCAUGUAUUUUGACACAGUCUAAAUUUGCUUUUAUCCAUGUUAAAACUCAUGUUAGGGUAUUUUCACUAUUUUGAAGAUAAAAAUGAAUUGAUAUUGAAAAAAGUAUUCUCGCAGAAUUAAACAAAAAUAUAUUGAUAAUGGAUAAUUUUUUCAUCAUAUUCUUCCUAAAUGUCAUGGAAUAAAUUUCAAAUAUCACAAUGAUUACUUUAAUCUUUCCCAUACUUUUUGUUUAUCUUUUGUCUCAAAUUUCAAGUCCAUACUGUAUACUUUUAAUUUAUUCACUUAGGUACGAUAGAUUAUUGAUUGAGGUACCAUUGAUUACUUUUAGUUUUCCCUGCACGAUGUUGAUAUACAUGUAUUUUUAUUUACUCCUGAUAUUGUAGAAUCUUUUGUUAUAACAAUUCAUAAUGACUCGCGGGUCACUGGAAGAUAUGCAGGUGUAUAUAUAUUUGUUCAGUUUACCCAGCUAAAAUCAUGGUUAUUGUCAUUUUAUGUAUUUUCAGUUCUUUGUAUCCAAAACAAAUUUGGUUUCUUCUGGUUAUUUAAUUAAAAAAAAUAAACUGAAAAAAUCCACCAAGAUGAUUUGAAAAACAUGCAAGUAAGAAUUUACAGUUCCUGGCAGUAAGACAUUCACAUGUUGGCUAUGUUCAUCAUGGUCAUGACAUGAAGGAAUCAAAUAUUUUAAUUUUUACUCAUUAUUUAACAAUACUGUAUAUGACUAAAGGUUUUCUCAAGAUACAGGCAGCCCAUGUGGAUGUUGUUUAAAACUAUGGUAUACUAUGAGUUUAGUCUACAACAAUGAGUUAUGGUUCACGCUGGAAUUACAAGCUGCAGGGGGUCUGUGAUAUCAAUUUCCUGUCAUGAGGACACAAAUGCAGUCAUGUGGGCUAGCUUGGUUCUGUACUGUACAUGUACAUGUAGAACCCCUCUGCAGACCUGCCAACCAGUACGUUUUAGCCGUAUUUAGUACGUUUUUGCAACCAAAAUGCGGCAGUACGUUUUUUCUUUGAAAAAUACGUUUUUUACUCAAUAAUAAUUUAUUGAGAAAAAUAAUCUCUAUAUGUCUAUUUCAUAAAAUGUACACAAAUAUGGUUAUUAGAUCAAUGUAAUUUCAGGUAACUUGUUUUUUUUUUUCAAUCAUUUUGUUAAAACUAGGGUGAAGAUAUACACAUGUUUUAAUGUUUUUUUUUUUUCAUCUGCAAGAGCAGUGCGCAUUUUAGCUUGCAUGCAGCUUGAGCGCUGCGAUUAGCGAGUGCGCCAAGCAUUUAUUAUGAAAUACACUUUUUUGGGGAAAAUACAGUUUUUUUAUCACAAUACAGUUUUUCAUUCCCAGAGGUUGGCAGGUCUGCAUAUUUAUCUCACACGGUAAAAAUACUGAUUUUUUUGUCAAAAUACUGAUUUGGGGGGAUAAGAAUACUGAAAAUGCAAAAUACAACUUGGCAGCUCUGCCUCUGUUAUUUCAGAAUAUUGUUUGUGCAGAAUGCAAUUUACCUAUAUACCUGUAUAUGCAAGAGGCAUGUGCUAAGUAAUUCGAAAUGAGCAACUACAUGAAACUCAUAAUUUUAAACAAAGAUUGUUAUUGAUAAAGAGGCUUUAAUAGGAGGUAAUAAAACCUCUUUAUUUACUAUCUAUAAUUGUCCGCGGCGGACUUCAUUUGCAUAUUAGUGAGUCAGAAAGAAGAGAUCGAGGGUACUUGUAUUCCAGUUCAUUGUGACUUAGCCGUGAACCAGAAUAGCCUGGUGGUUGAGUCGCUGCCCGGCAAGCAGUAGAUGACAGGCCACUGGUUCCAAUUUUUUCUGACUAAUGAUUUUUAUUACAGAUCGAGCAUGCAAUCUUAAACACAGGAGUAAUGCCAAAAAAAAAAUUCACAAAUUAAGAGUGUUAUUGUUCCCCCUUCCAUUAUGCUUGUCAUUGAUGGCAGCAUGGUAGGAAGAAAUAACUUUGAGUUUUAAGGUUUUAUUAAAAGACCGCAACUAAAACUUGAAAUUCUGAAGCUCUAAUGGGUCACUAAAGUAUGCAUGUACACAUUAUCUUUGAUGUAUUUUCAUUGUUUAUCCCCUCAAAAAAAAAAUUGACUUUCAUAUCCUUUGUUCAUAAAAAAACAGAUUCUGAAAAAUUCCACUGGACUGUUGAAUGUGAGCCUUCAAGUAACUAUCAAGCAUACAUUAUAAUUGAGUUGAUUUAUUUUUGUACGUGGGUAUUAUUCUGGAUUUCUGUUUAUGUGACAUGUAUCUGUAUACAAAGUGCUGUAUAAUGCCAUACGAGGAACUGCCAAUGAGUGCCUGUAACCUUUAGUGAUAAAGGGAUUGUUGAUUUGUGAUCAUAUUUUAAUCAUAUUUUUUAGUACUGAAAUCACCAGACAUUAUGGGUGGUAUUGACAGAUCAUGAACUAUCAAUCUCUUUAUGGAAUACAGUGUGUAGAUCUAUGGUAAGAGAGUACAUCAGAUUAAUAUUUUUUCCAUGUCAGUCAAUUUGUUGAUUCAGCAUUAUAAUUCAAUAGAGUUAAAGUUUGUAUAAAUUCCAAAUUAUUAAAGUGUAUUUAAUGUUAUUUUUUUAUUUAUUCAUUUUUUUUUUACAGAAAAUCAUUUUGAUUGAUUGUGUGCUAUUCAAGAUUAGAUAAUAGAAAUGUACCGGUAGAUAUGAUAGUCGUCAUCACGAAACUUGUAUUUUUAAUUAUACUCUUAUUAAUUGUGUUUUUCACAUUUUAAUUUUAAUGUGCUGAGAUAUAAUGUAAUUAUUUUUUUACACAACUCAAUCAGUGGUUGUUUUUAGUUGGGGGGGAGUUCUGCUUUUGUGUGAAAGUUUGUUGCACAUUUUUAUUUGUGAGAGAAAAUUAUAUUCAUGUAAAGUUUCUUUUCACACAAUUUAUAAUAACUGUAUACAGUAUAUGCUAAUGUAAUGAAUAGAGGUGAUGUUACUAAAUUCGACCAGGUUAUCAAGGUUGACAGAAAAAGAAAGAUCAAUUGUGUGAAAUCUUGCAUUUCAAUUAGGCUUAAUUUUAAUGCAAGGUUGUUUUUUUUAAGGGGGAGACAACAACAGAUGCAUGAGAGUUUACUCACUAUGCUAAUUUCUCAUUCCUCUCCAAUAUAAGAUUGCUCUUACAUGACACAUUUACUAUUUUCAGUAAUUAUUCUUUCAAAAUAACAGUUUGCCAUUGAAUAUGUGUAUUAACUAACAUAUUUGUGGAAUGGUGCCAUUUUCCCCCAUGGUUUGUAACAAACAGAUAUUAUUAACUCUCGAGAAAAGUCAUUUAAGUCCAUUGCUGCUUCUGUUUUUAAAUAGUAAUCAAGAGGUUAUACACACAUGAAUGCUGGUUUUGGCAAAUUUACCAUAAGUGUUUAGUAUGGUGUAUGAAAGUAAUCUUCUCUCUAUAGCACAUUAGCUCAAUAGACUUAAGUACUGUUUAGCUUACACUUAUUUGUGGGCGUAUGUAUAGAUUUACGUAUAUAUGCUUUUAAUGAUAAUGAAACCAAAACUUAAAAACCAAUUUUGCACUUUUUGUAUUCACUAUUUGUCAGUGACAGAUUUAAUGUGUCUUAUGUAGUAACUUUGAGUAUUGUAUGAAGUACUUCUGUGCUGCAAACCACUAACAUAUAUUUCUGUAAUUAAUAAUAUCUUACAAUGAAUUUCA
Lytechinus pictus (painted urchin) is the source of this 5058-nucleotide messenger RNA. RefSeq names its product lengsin-like. Gene Ontology annotation, molecular function: glutamine synthetase activity. The record is from RefSeq and is a predicted model, not a curated record. Gene Ontology annotation, cellular component: membrane; cytoplasm. NCBI's taxonomy places the organism in Eukaryota, Metazoa, Echinodermata, Echinoidea, Temnopleuroida, Toxopneustidae. The transcript is spliced from 2 exons. The coding region runs from base 103 to 1449 and encodes 448 amino acids.